Messenger RNA from Ictalurus furcatus (blue catfish), 4036 nucleotides. RefSeq names its product arginase 2 (gene arg2). Gene Ontology annotation, cellular component: mitochondrion; cytoplasm. The record is from RefSeq and is a predicted model, not a curated record. The transcript is spliced from 7 exons. Bases 2639 to 3517 code for a protein of 292 amino acids. Gene Ontology annotation, molecular function: manganese ion binding; arginase activity. NCBI's taxonomy places the organism in Eukaryota, Metazoa, Chordata, Actinopteri, Siluriformes, Ictaluridae.
UGGGGUUUUUUUUUAGAGAGAGAGAGAGAGAGAGAGAGAGAGAGAGAGCAGAGAGUUCACAUUUGGUGUAAAGUUGAUGGUGUGUUAGAGUGCACGUGCGACAGUGUGAGUCACGUAAACUCCGGAUGCGUCAUUGCCAUUUCCUAUUAUCCCUGCACCGUGUGUGUGUGUGUGAGAGUGAGAAUGAGGGGGGUCUGUUCUUUUCUUUAAUUUUUUUCUUUUAGAACUUAAACUUGGUGUCCCAGGUACAAAUACCAGCACUUGCUGCACCUGUUUAGGAUACUUUUUUUCAUACCGAAUGAUGACGUCAUCACACAUUGAAAAGUGUUUCCAAUUCAAUGCUUCUUAAAAGCUCUUCAGCGCGUGUGUUCAUGUGCGACGGCCAUAUUUCACUUUUGUUUCAGCUCAGGAGGGUGUGUGUGUGUGUAUGUGUGUGUGUGUGCGUGCGUGCCCGCCCGCCCGCACAGGGGGUAGCAUCUGUAGCCUAUGCGUCAUAGCGCGGUUGCCAGAUCGGGCGGUUUGGGCCUGUCCGCUCUGCUUUGGGUAGGGUGUUACAGUCGUGACGUCAUAUGUGAAGGUACACUUAUGUAGCUGUAUAAGAUACAAACGAUUUAAAAGUAACCCAAGUGAUCCUCGAACAAGUAGCCUGUUACAGUCGCUAGGGCAAGGGUUAGCAAACAAACAAACAAACAAACAGUUGCAGACUCUGUUAUAAUCACAGUGGAAAUAUUGUACGACUAUACUGUGGUCUGUAUAUGACUAUAUGUACGAUUACCAGGCGAUUUAAGAUACAUAAUUGGUCCAAAAUGACAAGGAAUAACACACAUUUGUACUCUGUUGAGCACGUUUUGAGCGGCGGUGAAAACCUUCGACAACCCUGACGUACGCCGAGCCAGACUCCACUUCACAUUUCCAUUUAUUUGCAACACGCUCAUUUUAAUAGCUUAAACACGCACCGCUGUCCUCGUCUAUUCCUGUCGGGAUGCAACUGGAAAAUCAAGGACAUCGUUAGUACAGACACGUAACACAAAACCAGCAAACAAACCCUCCUAACACACCCACCCACACAAACACACUGACACACACACACACCCCCACCCUACUCCCUCUUACGUUGUUUACCUCAUUCCUGUCAUACACCACUGCAACAUGAGUAUUAGUGGCCAGAGGAAGGACAAAUCAUUGAAACAGCUCAACAUUGUUAAGAUGUUCCUGGAUAACUCGUGCUGCAUAUCUGAUGUAAUCAGAGCCACAUUGCGUGCGAGAAUGUGUGCAGAACCGGUUGACGUAAAGACGUGUUGAAAGACAGGGAAUAUUCUGUGAAUCAUCUUUUUAAUGAUUUCCAUAAACAGACAGGGUUUAUGGUCUGGGGCAAUUUGAAACGAUGUUUUCGCACUAUAUAGCAUCGUGCGUACCACAAAUCAUUUCAGUUAGGGAACCGUUUGCGUUUCAGCUCUUGAAUUAGACCUAAUUUUAGCCGAGUAAUUACCAUACCAGCUACAUUUAAAUCCUGAAAACUACACAUCUGAGAUCCGAUUUACGUCUGAUCUGAAAUUAUGGUUUCGAAUACAAACCGUUCCCGUGAUUGCGGUGAAACGCCCGUUCAUUUCUGGCUCAGUGGCACUUUGUCACUUCCCAAGUUCACCCCCGGAAUGUGCAAGUCACCAUAGUCUGGUUCUCGGCAAGCGUCUGCUCAGCUGGGGAAUGGAUAAACAUUGCGUCGUGCCUGUAAUCCAAUAGCGCAGGCUAUCUUAAGCGUGAGCUGCUUUUUCCAUGGUGGCAUGACCUGCUUUGGACCUCUUUUAAAGGGAACAGUCACUUAAACGAAGCCUUUAUUUUAUUCUUGAGACUUUAUACAACAUGAAGCAAAAAAAAAAAAAAAAAGAUGAGUCUCGUCACAUUAAGGCUUAGCAUGCUCAUGAAUAUAUUAGCGGUGUGUAUUAGAUCUGUUUACAACACGUGGCAAGGACGCACAAGCAGCCAAAACCUCCUUUUCUCAUAACGUGUUGAAAAUUACAACGGAAAAGAUGCCGGACAGGUAAAAUCACACGGUGGUUGUAUUUGGUAUCGGUAUGAACUGCACAAAGAACAGCAGUGCGUCAAAACUGGGAACUUCUGAACCACGAGAGAGGUCAGAGGUGGGCAGUAAUCACCUUGAACCAGCUUCGUGCACGUCCAGGCCAUCAGAACUUUCAAAAAGCCAGACCCGAGUACACUCAUCGCUCAUUCGAUGCCUUAACCAAGGCUCUGGCAUUCGAGUCUAUUCCUGUCCGGAUGUAAAAGGAACAUGGUGGCGCGAGGGGGAUGUGUCCGUUCGGAUAGGACGAGUAAUACGAAACCGGUACCCAAAUCCGUGUAACCCUGAUCGAACUCGACUCGACGGAUUUCAUCAAAUGCAGCAGCGAACACGCCGCGUUCACACCCCUCACACCGACACCACACACCGACAGACCGCCAAGCCCUUGUUGUUUACCUCGUUCCUGUUCCGCUCGUCAGGACGUGGCCGGUAGUAGCCUUGCUUCGGGAUGAACUCCUAGAGGAACCCGAAUGGUGCAUUGUGGGGAUUUAAAACAGGGUGGGUGGAAAAUGCAAAGGCAGACAGUCUCUCAAAAAACAAGCUCGAAUAACAGUUCUCUGGAUGCCAAUGAGGAGCGAGCAUGUGCUUGGUCAGAGGUGGUGUACAGGAGAAGAAAAUGCUGUGCAUGAUUUCGGAGACCUGAGUUUCGAGCACCUGGAGGAGGACGACCGAUUCAUGAACGUUCCCUUCCCACGGACGGUGGGACGAGCCAAUCAGAUUCUGUCGGACGCCAUGAGCCGAGCGGUAGGGGCGGGGCAUACGGCUGUCAUGCUAGGAGGAGAUCACAGCUUGGCCAUCGGCUCGGUUGCGGGCCACGCCCAGCAACGUCCGGACCUUUGUCUGAUCUGGGUCGACGCCCACGCCGACAUCAACACCCCCAUGACCUCCCCAUCCGGGAACCUCCACGGCCAGCCGGUCGCGUUCAUGCUCAAAGAGCUGCAGGACAAGAUGCCAGCGGUUCCUGGCUUCUCCUGGAUGAAACCGUUUCUCGCAGCUAGAGAUCUGGUUUACAUCGGCCUGAGAGACGUGGACCCGGGCGAGCAUGUUAUUCUGAAGAGCCUCGGAAUCCAGUGCUUCACCAUGCGGGAUAUUGACCGCCUGGGCAUGCAGAGGGUUAUGGAAGUGACGCUGGAUCAUCUGCUGGCAAGGAAGCGGCGCCCCAUCCACCUGAGCUUUGACAUCGAUGCGUUCGACCCCACUCUCGCGCCAGCUACAGGAACUCCGGUGAACGGAGGACUGACCUACAGAGAGGGAAUGUACAUCACGGAGGAGAUCCAUAACACUGGUUUGCUGUCUGCGAUGGACCUGGUGGAGGUGAAUCCGGCGCUGGGUGCGAGCUCGGAGGCGGUGGAGGCCACCGCCGGUCUCGCCGUGGACGUCAUCGCUUCGUCUCUGGGUCAGACUCGUGAGCUGCAGGACACCGAACAACUCGGCCUGUAGAGCCACGGGGACGCGGACACAGACACGGGAUUGAAACGCAGACCUGUUUGCCAUUCCAAAGUUUAAACACAGUAUGAGAAAAAAAACAAUAAAAAAAACAAACCCUGCACAACUUUAAACCUUUCAGAGAAAGCGAACUAAAAGAGCUUGGAGUGAGAAGAGCGGCGAGAGAGGGAGAGUGCCCAAUCCUCACAGGAAAACGCGCACACAGGCCGAUGUAUAGCAUUUAGCAAUAUGACUGACGCCAACUAGGACUGAAGGCGCGUCACUUCUGUAUACUAAUAUUUUGUUUAAAUGGACUGUUCACUGAACUUAUGCAAAAGUUAGAAUUGUUAAUAAAUCUACAAUGUGUUGGCUACCUUUAAAGAAAACGUGGGUCUCCGUGAAUUUUCCGACAUCCUUCCACGAGACCCGCCACGUGUCUCUCUUUCAAACUUUUAACGAUUGAAUGUUUGUAUUUAUGAGUGUUUUUUCCUUUCAUCAUAACAAAACGAAUAAAAAUUAUUUCCUAGUUUGUCA